Messenger RNA from Amphimedon queenslandica, 1832 nucleotides. RefSeq names its product ubiquitin carboxyl-terminal hydrolase CYLD-like. The coding region runs from base 129 to 1763 and encodes 544 amino acids. The transcript is spliced from 9 exons. The record is from RefSeq and is a predicted model, not a curated record. NCBI's taxonomy places the organism in Eukaryota, Metazoa, Porifera, Demospongiae, Haplosclerida, Niphatidae.
GGGUGGACAUGAUGUAUGUUUUAGAUACUUUUAAUGAAAGUUUUACUGAUGUUAGUGUUAAAGGAUUUGUACCUCUUGUUUAGUGAAUGCAAUAAUUGUGUGUGGGCGUUAGAUCACGUGACCUAAAGAUGGCUUGGUUAUGGAAUCGAGAUCGCAAGAAGGAGAAGCCCAGUGGAGCAAAGGAAGGUUCACUGUACAAAGAGAAUGCAGAUCAAAUAAAAUAUGAUGUUACUUCUUAUCCUCCUCUUGAUCCUGGUCUUCCUCCUGAUCCUCAUCAUCAGUUCACUAUUGGGUCAAUGGUACGUGUUGAUGUACAAAGAGGUGAUCCAUUUUAUGGUGUAGUACAGUGGAUGGGGACACUGCCUGACUACCCUGGAACAAUAGCUGGAGUGGAAAUGGAGAGACCAUUACGAGAUUGUACUGAUGGUACAUGGCGUGGAAGAAGAUUCUUUACUUGUCCUCUUGGUAAAGCUUACUUCUGUCCAUUGACAGCCCUUAAACAAGACACAAGAUAUAUGGAUGAAGAACAAGUACCAGCACAUAUGAGACAAGAUAUUGAUAACCCAUUAGCAAAGUAUUCACCAGUAACUGAAGAAACUGACACUAUGGCUUCUCCUGCAGAAUUAUUCAAUUUGUACAUUGGUGAUGCACGUGGUAUUCAAGGUCAUCAUAAUUCAUGUUACCUUGAUUCCACUGUGUUUGGAUUAUUUGCACUCUCUAAUUCAUUUGAUGUUUUGUUAUUGGAAGAACCAACUGAAGAGGUUGGAAGAAAAGUUAAAUAUUUCCUUUGGAAAGGAAUUGUUAAUCCUUUGAGAAAGUAUGGAUUAGCAAGAUUUGAGUCAAUAAUGGGAUUGAGAGAUAGUUUAGAAGAAUUUGGUAGAAUGAAAGGAGCCAAAACUGAUGAAAAAGAUCCUGAAGAAUUUCUUAAUCUUUUGUUUAAGGAGGUGCUUCACAUACCUCCAUUUCUCACUAUUAAACGUCCUUUUGGAAUUGAAAAGGAGUAUUUCAUUCAGUUGUUUUUUGAGAUUGAUCCUAAUAAUACUGAAGUACCUAAAACAGAGAAACUGAUAGCACAAAUGUUUCAUGAACAAAACAUCUCAUUCACUAGAGUUCCUUCCAAACUGUUGCUUCAGAUGCCACGUUUUGGUAAAGAAUUCAAAAUGUACAGCAAAAUAAUUCCAUCACUGACACUUGAUGUGAAACUAUUAAUGGAUCCCAGUGCUAGAGGUGGUCAAAAGUGUAAAGUCUGUUUAAGAGAUUCAGUAUCUUUUGUUUGUUACAAUUGCCCAGAAGUAUUCAAUAGUACUGAUUACUAUAUUUAUUAUUGUUCUAAGUGUAAUGAAAGACUGCACAGAGAACGUAAAGGUCAUCGUGUAGAAGCUGUCAAUAUCAAGCUGGGAACCAGUGAUGCUAACAUUUUGUCAAAGAUGGAGUUGCUGUCAGUGAUAUGUAUUGAGACCAGUCAUUAUGUGUGCUACACUAGAGCAGGAGAUAAAUGGCUGUUUCAUGAUAGCAUGGCUGAUAGAUUACAUGAUAUGUACAAUGUUCCUAGAGUGGUUGAUGUUACUGCUGGGUUACAGGAGUGGAUCUAUUCCCCUACUGCUAGUGAGGAUCAACUGAUGAAUACUCCUGCUAGAGAUAUACCAGAAUAUGUUCGUAUAUUCACUCAAGAUAUUUACAUGUGUGUAUAUGUUAAUCCUGACCUUGAUAUGUAUGGUGACAAUGAUCCUGAACAGUCGUUUUCACCCAAUAAUUAUUAUUGACUUUUUAGCAUAAUUACUUUAUAAUUAUUAUUUUUAUGCAUUAUUAAUUUACCGGCAACCCUUCCCACA